AGCAUGCCUCUGAUCUGCCAGGGCUUCGCCUCUCGUACACAAACCAAAGUAUGGCUCUGGCAGCUCAGGAGCACAGCGGAGGCUUGUGAGAAGGAGGAGGGACAGAGUUUGGAAUGAUUCCUGUGAGCUAUGGAAGACAGCAUUGAAACAAUCUUACAAAAUAAAACCACAAAGUUCCUUUACAGUGACAAGCCUAGCAGUUGGCUACCAUGUCUUGCCUCUGGCAUUACCGCGAGCAUCUAUGCAUUUUGGGCAGUGUUUGUCUUUCCAGGCAUCCGCAAAGUUCCAGUGAGCCUCAGGGUUCCAUAUUUGCCUUCAUGUAAACCUCAAACCGCCAAUAUAUUAAAACUCUUAAAUGGAAGAGAAGGAAAGUUUGUUGACCUUGGUUCUGGAGAUGGGAGAUUGGUGUUUUCUGCAGUGUCCCUGGGCCUUCAGUGCACUGGGUAUGAAUUAAAUCCCAUAUUGAUAAACUGGGCUAAAACUCUGGCAUGGUGGCGGGGGAUUUCUCCCAAUCAAGCAACAUUUCUCAAGCAGAACUUUUGGGAGGUGGAUCUAUCCCAAUACAAAAAUGUGACAGUUUUUCUGGCUCCAAAUGCGAUGGAGACCCUGGAAAAAAAGCUUUCGGCAGAGCUGCCCGAUGAUGCCCGGGUGAUAGUGUGCCGGUUUCCGUUCCCUCACUGGCCCCACACCUGCACAGAGGGUGCCAGCUUGGACCAGGUGUGGGCUUAUGAUGUGAUGCGCCUAAAGGGGUCUUUGCUGCACUACAGGAAACAGCAGCCAUGCACAUAAUCACUGGGUGUUUUAACUGAUUAUCAUGAGCACUUUAAGCAAAAUGAGAAAUUUGAUUCACUUUCAUGCUCUGUUUUGGUCUUUAAAUGUAGUUGUUUGCAACUGGUCACUAAUUGGUAUCUAUAUUUUUUGCCAUCAUUCAUAAAUAAACUGCUAAAUGGCUGUAAGGCCAUAUUACUCCUUA
Messenger RNA from Xenopus tropicalis (tropical clawed frog), 973 nucleotides. RefSeq names its product provisional ortholog of ATP synthase c subunit lysine N-methyltransferase. Lineage: Eukaryota; Metazoa; Chordata; Amphibia; Anura; Pipidae. The transcript has 6 exons. The record is from RefSeq and is a predicted model, not a curated record. The coding region runs from base 130 to 789 and encodes 219 amino acids. Gene Ontology annotation, molecular function: protein-lysine N-methyltransferase activity.